Molecule: messenger RNA, 2288 nt
Organism: Quercus robur (English oak)
Lineage: Eukaryota; Viridiplantae; Streptophyta; Magnoliopsida; Fagales; Fagaceae
Product: dynamin-related protein 5A
Exons: 16
Coding region: 219-2051 (610 amino acids)
Biological process (GO): receptor-mediated endocytosis
Cellular component (GO): cytoplasm; plasma membrane; microtubule
Molecular function (GO): GTPase activity; microtubule binding; GTP binding
Source: RefSeq, a predicted model, not a curated record
AGCAGCUGGCCGGUCGUUUCUCACUCUCACACGUGCUUUUCAAGUUUCAAAUCCUUUUCUCCCUCACUACCAAAAUUCUAAACAAAAUAGAAAUUCAAUACUACUCUACGCGCUUCAUAUCUCUGACUCUAUCUCUCUCUACUAGUCGGUGCAUCGCUUUCUCAGAUCUCCCUCUAUCAGGCGGAUCUGAAUCUGAUCGAUACUCCGAUCGGAAAUAGAUGGAGAACUUGAUCUCACUCGUCAACAAAAUCCAGAGAGCUUGUACCGCUCUCGGUGACCACGGCGAAGCCAGUGCAUUGCCUACUCUUUGGGACUCUCUUCCCGCCAUCGCCGUCGUCGGUGGCCAGAGUUCAGGGAAGUCGUCUGUGUUAGAGAGCAUUGUUGGAAAGGACUUCUUACCUCGUGGAUCUGGGAUUGUUACUCGGCGUCCGCUUGUCUUGCAGCUCCAUAAGUUAGAGGAAGGCAGCAGAGAAUAUGCAGAGUUUCUUCACCUUCCGCGGAAAAGAUUCACUGAUUUUGCUGCUGUAAGGAAGGAGAUUGCAGAUGAGACUGAUCGAGAAACUGGCCGCUCAAAGCAGAUCUCUAGUGUUCCAAUCCAUCUUAGUAUACAUUCUCCUAAUGUUGUGAACUUGACACUCAUUGAUCUUCCUGGGCUUACAAAAGUUGCUGUUGAGGGUCAACCGGACAGUAUUGUGCACGACAUUGAAAAUAUGGUUCGCUCCUACAUUGAGAAGCCCAACUGUAUAAUUCUAGCCAUUUCACCUGCCAAUCAAGAUCUGGCUACGUCAGAUGCUAUCAAAAUCUCACGUGAAGUAGACCCUACAGGGGAUAGGACAAUUGGAGUGUUGACAAAGAUUGAUCUUAUGGAUAAGGGUACUGAUGCAGUGGAUGUAUUAGAAGGGAGGUCUAUGCGGUUGAAAUUCCCUUGGGUUGGGGUUGUGAACCGUUCACAAGCGGACAUUAAUAAGAAUGUUGACAUGAUUGCUGCUCGUCGUAGAGAGCGUGAGUAUUUUAAUAGUACCCCAGAAUACAAGCACCUAGCUCACAGGAUGGGUUCUGAGCAUCUAGCAAAGAUGCUUUCAAAGCAUUUGGAAACUGUAAUCAAGUCCAGAAUCCCUGGCAUCCAGUCCCUUAUUAACAAAACAGUUUCUGAACUUGAAACUGAACUGAGUCGUCUCGGAAAGCCUAUUGCUACAGAUGCUGGAGGAAAGUUGUACAUGAUCAUGGAGAUUUGUCGUGCUUUUGAUCAAAUAUACAAGGAGCAUCUUGAUGGCAUACGCCCUGGUGGUGACAAAAUUUACAACGUUUUUGAUAACCAGCUUCCUGCUGCACUUAAAAGGUUGCAGUUUGACAAACAACUUUCUAUGGAAAAUAUACGGAAGAUCAUAACUGAAGCUGAUGGUUAUCAACCUCAUUUAAUAGCUCCUGAGCAAGGAUAUCGUCGUCUCAUAGAAUCUACUAUAAUUUCCAUCAGAGGUCCUGCUGAGGCAGCUGUUGAUGCGGUUCAUGCCCUACUUAAGGAUCUAAUUCACAAGGCUAUCAGUGAGACUCUGGAGUUAAAGCAGUAUCCUGGCCUCAGAGUAGAGGUUGGAAAUGCAGCAAUUGACUCACUCGACCAAAUGAGGGAUGAAAGUAAAAAAGCAACACUUCAGCUAGUUGAUAUGGAGUGUAGUUAUCUGACAGUUGAGUUCUUCCGGAAGCUUCCUCAAGAUAUUGAGAAGGGUGGCAAUCCAACACAUUCAAUUUUUGAUAGAUACAAUGAUUCAUAUCUCAGGCGAAUUGGAACAACUGUUUUGUCGUAUGUCAAUCUGGUUUGUGCAAGUUUACGAAAUUCUAUUCCGAAGUCCAUUGUUUAUUGUCAAGUGCGGGAGGCCAAAAGAAGCCUACUUGACCAUUUCUUCAUAGAUUUGGGAAAAAUGGAUCCCAAGCGUUUGUCAUCAUUAUUGAAUGAGGAUCCAGCUAUCAUGGAGCGGCGAACUGCUCUAGCAAAGAGGCUGGAGUUGUACAGGAGUGCACAAGUGGAUAUUGAUGCAGUUGCUUGGUCUAAGUAGAGCGAUAUACUACGUAUGAUCUCUUUUUAUACGAGAGGAAUUUGGUGUGAUAUCAUUGGAUGGAGAUUGGAGAAGGGAGUGAGGUAGCUUGUUGUAUUCUUUUUUUUUUUUUUUUUUUUGGUUACUAAAUUUCCAAGAUGUGAUUUUCAUCUUUUUCUAGGUGAUAUUUUACGUCAUCUUUAUGUAUGAUACAUUUAUACAUACAUUCUAGAUGAUAUAGGAAUGCGUUUUAUUUUC